Anneissia japonica is the source of this 2256-nucleotide messenger RNA. RefSeq names its product cornifelin homolog A-like. Lineage: Eukaryota; Metazoa; Echinodermata; Crinoidea; Comatulida; Comatulidae. The record is from RefSeq and is a predicted model, not a curated record. Bases 1 to 462 code for a protein of 153 amino acids. The transcript has 5 exons.
AUGGAUUUCAAGGAUGAGAAGCAGUUCGUACAUGUGGACAUUGAGGAAUCAAUGACUGACACAGUUGUCACUCAGCAAACAAGCGUCGUCACCACCCAGCAACUAGGUGUCGGCACCACCCAGCAACAAGUCGUCGUCAAUCAAACUCCAUCCGCUAUGAUUGCUAGGCGCCAAUGGAGCACCGGCCUAUUCGGCUGCUUUUCAGACAUUGACUCAUGUCUGGGUGGUCUGUUCUGUGGCCCAUUCUUCAUCUGCCACUUAGCAAAUAAGGCCGGAGAGUGUUGUUGUGCACCUUACUGUGUCCCAGGAGCAAUGAUUGCCAUUAGGAUGAAAGUCAGAACUCGACUUAACAUUCAGGGAUCUUUGUGUACCGAUUGUUGUGUGUUAUGCUGCUGCGGAGGUUGCGCAGCCUGUCAGAUGCAUCGGGAGAUCAACAACUCAGCCAAUGGUUCCUUGCAAUGAGGCAAUAGCGCCUUCACCGUAGCAACUUUGACUGGCCAUCAUUAUAUCAACCGAUUAUAAAUCACAUGCUUUAUUUUAAUAUUAACGUAGUUUACUAAUCAAAAUGGUGUAAUUAUUAGACUUGUUCGACAUCUUUUCAUCUGUACAAUUUUUAAUUAUUGUAACGAAUUUUAAGAUUUUAUUACUGUUUUUAUCGAGAGAACAUUUUUGCGGAUUGAUUCAAUCUUAAAGCCGGUUUUCCACUAGGCGAAUUUAUUCGCGCGAAUCGAAGGCGUCGGUUUGGUUCCUGAGCUCUGAUUGGUUGCGUACAUUUUUCGCUUCGCAAAAAGUAGAAACAGUACGAACUACCAAUUUCGCUGAAGCGAAAACUCCGAUAGAAAUGUGAAUGCGCAUGAGCAUGAACGACGCUUUCGAUUCGCGCGAAUAAAUUCGCCUAGUUGAAAACCGGCUCCCUGGAACGCCCUCAGGGGAGAAUUCGCGAAGCUAAUGGCUAUGAUCUGUUGGUUAUGUAGAUGAAAAGGCGGAAAACCGAUCUGUGUCUUUCGUUUAAGACGCAACUCAGAGCUGCAAUUUGCAGUGUGGGGACGUUUAUUAUUGAGAUUUCCUAUUAAAUUUAUACAGUAAAACAUAUUAAUUUGUUGUGACGUCACUUUUAUGACGUGUUCAUUGGGUUUGACCAUAGAGGAAUUAGUCUAAACCAAGGAGGUAUUAUAUUACUACAAUAUCUCUGUGCCUACAAUUCCUCCAUGGUUUGAAUAGGUGUGUGAUUGUUCACAAUAUAAAAGCUGCUUACGCUCUGAUUUGCUCAAGAUCUGAUAAACACGUACGUUACGUGUUACAAAAUUGUGAGUUGUUCUUAGGCCUAUUCCGGAUUUGAAAAGUGUUCACAUGUUUUCCAAGUGUAGCCAAUUUCCGUGUCCUCGGCUAUCACACUACAUGUUUUGGCACAAAAUGUACGGCAAAUUUUAAAGCGUGACAAUACGAACAUCAUAGCAUGUAACUCUCCCUAAGGCCGUCUCCAAAUUGAAGAUGGUCGUGAAGUUUACGCACUCACGACCAUCUUCAUAAAGUUAUACCCCAUACCACACUUUUUGUACUCUGAUUGCCGCACCCACAGUCAACCAUACGUCUCAUAACACCCAACUAUUUCGUAUAUCUUUUCCCACUCUCAUGCAUCAUGCUCCUUGAUGUAUUUUCACACCUCCAUACCUCUGUAAAGUCUGUAUACUUCCCAUGACGGAGAUGAUUCGUUCACAAUUUGUUGCAUCUAACCUUCUAUAUACAUUUAUUGAUUUUGUAAGAAUAUAAUUACCAUUGUUUUAGCCAUUCAAAUUUUGUAAGACUUUCGGACCUGAGUAGUGUAGUCUAUCUAUAUUAAUUGCACUCAGCAUGCAGUUUUGUCGGUAACGCUCGGGUGUUCGGUUAACACGGUUCGCCUUCAAAAGUCUGACUGUCCGGCUGGUCAUGAUAGGCACUUUACCUAGUAACUCCACCGACAACUUGUAACUUUUGUUACAAGUAUAAACGAACACAUGUUUUAAAUGACCCUGCUAAUAAUGUUAAUAGCUUAUAGGUGUUUUUUUUUUCCUUUUUUUUUUUCUUUUUCUCUUUAAUGAUUUUAUGAAUAAACAUUGACUAUACUUCUGUUGUGUUUUUGAUAUGUAUGCUUUUACAUCAGUUUUACAUUGCAUUUAUUAUAUUAUGUGCUUGUUUUUAUUUAUUUAUCUACUUUUAUUUACUUUAUUUUAUUAUUACAUAUUUUUAUUUUUUUAAUUUAUUUAUUUAUUUAUUUUA